Heterocephalus glaber (naked mole-rat) is the source of this 7249-nucleotide messenger RNA. RefSeq names its product G protein-coupled receptor 160 (gene Gpr160). The record is from RefSeq and is a predicted model, not a curated record. Gene Ontology annotation, cellular component: signaling receptor complex; plasma membrane. Lineage: Eukaryota; Metazoa; Chordata; Mammalia; Rodentia; Bathyergidae.
ACCCGCUUUUCCGGGUCUGCAGCGGGCUGAUCCCGGCUGUAUCGCCCGGUGUCUUGUCCCCGCCUCUCCCGGGAGCGCCUGCCGAGAGGAGGGCGGGGCGAGGGGGCAGAGUCCUGCCCCCGCCCCCCCGCGGGCAAUCACCUGGGGCCGGUGGUGCAGGUGCCUCGAGGUGACCUUGCGGCGGGCUGGGUAGAGUCCCUGCGCAGGACGCAGGACGCGGGGCGCGAGCUCCGGCCGGUGAUUUCUGCUGGCGGACUCCGGAGGAAGGUACGGCCCAGAGCCCCGCGAGGAGCGCCAGCAACUCAACUUCCAGAGAUAACCCACACCAGCAAAGGAUAGAAAGAGAAUACUGAGAGGUGGCUUGUCUUUGCUUACAUACUUUGGUCACAUGGGCCCACCUAAACUGUAAGGAUCUGGGAACCAAAAUCCUCCAUGGACCAAGAUGCAGAAAAUAGCAGAGCUUACAUAGCAUUUUGGCAUAGCAAAAUGAAACGCAAGGAACCAACAGUGACAUAAUUAAAGGCAGCAAAAUCAAAAUAAAAUAGGAUCACUGGUUAGGAAGACUCUGGAGAGACUCAUCUGGUCAUUCCAUCUAGGCCUCCUCCAAGCAACACACCACUUGGCAGUCGUCAGAUUGGCAGCUAUGCCUCUGUGUCCUUGUACCACAAACCUGUGAUGGAACUUUUUCAGAUAAGGUCAAGUUAAACUAUAGUAUGUGAACGGAAAAUAAAGUGAAGCAGUGUUUUAUCAUGUAUUUUCCAGCAAGUCUUCUUGAAAUGUAAAAAUAUGACAUCUUUUUCUUCAGACAGAUGCUCUUUUCAGAACCAGUUACAUCAAACGAAUCAGCCUCUAGAUGCUACUUUUCUGUUGUUCUUGAUCGUACUUGGGAAAAUAUUACUAAAUAUCCUCACACUAGGAACGAGAAGAAAAAACAGCUAUCAAAAUUUUAUGGAAUGUUUUUGUGUUUCAUUAGCAUUUGUUGAUUUUUUAUUUUUGGUAAGCAUUUCCAUUAUAUCCUAUUUCAGGGAUUUUGUACUUUUAGGUAUUAGGUUUACUAAAUACCAUAUCUGUCUCUUUGCGCAAAUUAUUUCCUUUACUUAUGGCUUUUUGCAUUAUCCAGUCUUAUUAGUAUCUUGUAUAGAUUAUUGCCUGAAUUUCUCUAAACUCACCAAGCUAUCAUCUAAAUGUCAGAAGGCGUUUUAUUUCUUUGCAGUAAUUUUGAUUUGGAUUUCAGUCCUUGCUUAUGUUUUGGGAGAACCAGUUACCUACCAAAGCCUGAAGGCGCAGAGUAUUUCUUACCAAUGUCCUGUCUAUGUCAGCAUUCAGAGUUACUGCCUGUCACUUUCCAUGAUGAUAAUUUUAUUUAUGGCUUUUAUAACCUCUUGGUUAGAAGUUAUUACCUUGGUACAGGCUAUUCAAAUAACUUCCUAUAUGAAUGAGCCUAUCUUGUAUUUUCCUUCCUCAUCCCUCCCUAGUUACACUGUAAACUCUAAAAGAACACUCUUGCCCAAGCUCAUUGUCUGUUUUCUUGGUACCUGGUUACCAUUUGUACUGCUUCAGGUAUUCAUUCUUUUACUUAAAGUACAGAUUCCUGCAUAUAUUGAGUUGAACAUUCCCUGGUUGUACUUUGUCAAUAGUUUUCUCAUUGCCACCAUUUGUUGGUUUAAUUGUCACAAGCUUUAUUUAAAAAAUACCUCAUUACCCAUAGAUCCAUUUGUCAACUGGAAAUGCUGCUUCAUUCCACUUACAAUGCAUAAUUUUGGACAGAUUGAAAAGCCGAUAUCAAUAAUAAUUUGUUAAUAUGUUACCAUCUUAAAACUAAACCCAUUACAAUAAAAUCAUGAUCUUAGAAACAGGAAAGAAUGGUGACUCAGGACAUACCAAAAAGUAGCAUUAAAAAUUGAAGCUCUUUUUCCCCUCUAACCAUUUAUACUUUUCCAGCAUACUUUUGGGCUUAUGAUAUCGUUUAUUAAAUGUUUUCUUUUAAAAGCAAGAAGUUCUUAUGCCUAUUCAGGACUACCAUAUAAAUAAAUUUGUUAUUAAUACAAAAGUGAAAUAAGUCAACAUUUGAUGUUUUUUGUUGCCCAAAAAAACUGGAUACAAAAUGUUAUAUAAAUCUGAGAUUUCACCAACUUUAAAAUAUGAAUUUAAACAUUUUAAUCAUAUUUAAAAAUAAAAACCAUUUUCUUAAAAUGGUGUGGUAUAAACUUUAAGAGGAAGAUUAGCUCAUUUAAAAUUUAGCUGAUUUUCUAAAAUAUGAAAAUAUUUGUGGAAGAAGAGAGUUUCAUUUGCUCACCCUGUGGAAAUGGGAGUAGUGAGUAGGUUAUCUUUCCAUGACAUACUGGAUUUAUUUUUAGUUUCAUGUCACAUAAUUGCUUAUCAAAUCACAACCAUACUAGUACUUUAUCACACUGUAAAAGCAAAACAGUUUCUCAGCUGUGAGACUGAGAUUAGGGGCUGGUUAAUUAUUUGUUGUGGGGGGCUGCUCUGUGCACUGUAGGGUGACUAGCGACAUCCAACAUCCCUGCCUUUUGUCUCGAUGCUAGUAGCACCUCCUUCCCCAGCAAUGACAGUCAAAAUGUCUCCACACAUUAUCAAACCUCACCUGGUGGGUGAGCAUAACUGGCCAAGUUAAGAACCACUGGAGUAAAACAAUGAGUGGCAGAAUGAUCUGAUCAUUUUAUGAAUCAAGCUAUGUAGAUAUUUUGAUCUAGUCACCACUUAACAGAUACUAAAAUAUAUUGUUUAAAUCUAAAACUAGCACUUUCAAAAUGGUGUUUUGUUUUUGUUUUGGGGAUUGAACCCAGGGCCUUCACACUGAGCUGCAUCCCUAGCCCCUUUUUUAUUUUUUGAGACAGGGUCUCACUUGGUUUGGUUGAGCCUUGGUUGGGCUGGAACUUGUGAUCUGACUUAGCUUCCCAAGUAGCUGGGACUACAGGUGUGUGCCACCAUUCCCAUCUCUGGUGCCUUUUAUCUUUAUAGUAAAAUGUUUUUACACUAUGAUGUUAUGCUUAUUUAUGUGUGUAUAUGUCAUAACCUGUCCCUACACGUUAUAUAUAGAUAUAUUCAUAAUGUCAUUUGUGACCCACAAAAAUUGAGUUCAUGAUCCACAAAUAAAUUAAUUUCCAUUAUUUUGUAAAUGUCGUAAAGCAAGUGCUAUGGAGCACAAAGAAUAGCAAAGACAUGGGAAGGUAUUUGUAGGCACUGUUGUAUGUAUUUUAUAUAGUUACUGAUUUAAUCCUUAUAACUCUCAUGUAUACUAUUAUCACCUUCCUCUUACAGAUAAAGAAAUUAAAGCUUCAAAGUUAAGAAACUCACUAAAAGUCUACAUAGCUAGUCACUGAGGGUUGAGAAAGGGUGAGAUUCAAACUCAGAAGUCUGGCUCCAGAGUUCAUGCUCUACCACUGUGAUACACUACUCUUCAUUAAUCCCAUUCAUUGUUUUUUGAAAGAACAGUUUGUUUCAGUCAAAUGUGAAAAAUGUUUCCUAUUUUUCACCUAAAAAUGCACAACCCCCAUGAACAUUUUAAGGAUUUGUGAUCCCAUAGAGAAGAAAACCAUUUGCUUGUGCACACAGUCUCUUUAGUUAGCACUAGCCACCUAGGACAAAUCAAAAAAUGUUGCUGGGUAAUUAAGAAUUCUUUGAGUUGUAAGUGUAGGUUGAGCAGCAUCUCUAAUCAAAAAUGCUCUGAAAUCUGAAAUUUAAAAAAAAUUUUUUUUUUGGUACCGGAGAUCGAACUCGGGUCCUUGUGCUUGAGAGGCAGGCGGUGGAACCACUGAGUUAAAUCCCAGGCCCUUGAAAUUUUUAAAAUGUUGACACUAAAAAGUUUUGAAUUUUGGAGGUUUUUGGAUAGGAGGUCCUCAGUUGGUAAAGUUUAUGCAGAUACUCAACUCUGGAAAACUUGAGAUCUGAAAAUUUAUGGUAUUAAGCACUUCAGGUAAGUGCUGACACAAUGUGGUAAAACAGAGUUCUAGAAAAACCUCGAGGAUGUCAGCUUUUGUUUGCCCACGUGGUGGGCCUUCUGGCUGCCCAGGGCCCAGCAUUUUUAUUCCAGUUCACAGCACCUCUUAGCUUUAGAUACAAAGUCCCAGGAAAUGACCGGUGUGACAAAUGGUGGCCACAGCAGGUUCUGAUAAAAGAAGACACUCCAAGGGAGAGAGGCAUCCACUAUACUGCAUAGUAACAUACUAAAAAACAGAGAAAAUAGGAAUAGAAAUCACACUGCUUUAUAAAAUAAGCAAACAGCUGUGUCCAAAGUUCAGUAGAAGUAAACCUGUAGUCAACUGAACAACAGGGUGUGUUUAAACCUUUUGAAGGUCUACACCUGGCCCCCUUUAUUUCACUCUUUACUCUGAAUGCCUUAUCUUCCAACUGGCCAUACUGUGAAAAUGGAAUAUUUUAAAAUAUAGUGAACUUGAUUAGUAGCAACUUUAACACUUUGUGGAUUUUAAGUCAGGAUAAUUUAUAACUUUCAAAUCCCUCAUUAAGCUUUUUGUUUACUUAAAUUUCUGCGCAUCUCAUAAACCUAAAAGGAAAAAAAAUUCAACAGACCAGCCAAAUGGAAGAGGCUUUUAUUUGUAAAGAACUUACAUCUAGUCUACAAUAUAUUAUUGUAUAUAAACAAUAUAAAUAAAUGAUCCUGUAGGCCCACUCGUCUUCCAUCCAGACCCAUGUGAAGCAAUGUUACAACAAUAUUCUGUGUGAAAAUGUGCAGGUAACAAAGGUGCAAUUACAAGCAAGUUUAAGCAGCAGAGCAUAAGGUGCUUUCAAUUAAUGUUGCCAUCAACAAACAUUUGAAUGCUGUUUUACUUCACUGAAUAGACACAACGAAUAGGAAAAUCUAAAAUUCAUAACCAUGCUAUUUGUUAAUAUGAAAGUGCUUUCUCUUUUUUAAAAAAAUACACCAAAUGAACACUUUUUACAUAAAUCAUGGUGUGCUCUUAUAAUGCAAAAUUAACUUCAUUUUCAGGCUAUACAUUUAAAAACUUUAGCCACAGAGACUAGUCUAGGAAUUCUAAUUCUAAGAGUGCAAAAACUAUUUCAUUUCCUGUAAGGAGGACUCUAAUACAAUAGCCAAUGUAAAGAAUACACUCUAUAUAAUCUCAACAUUUUGGUUCCUGUAAAGAUAAAGUUCUUUCCCUUGGUGAUUCUUUGUUCAUCCUGGGUGGAUCAUUUUUUGAGGUUUAAUAAUAUGAAAGUCUUUCUUAUUUAUUUAUUGGUUGACAGUCAAGAUCUCACCAUGUAAUUUAGACUAGCCUUGAACUCACUAUGUAGCUGAAGCUGGCCUUGAACGCAUGGUGAUCCUCCCGCCUCAGCCUCUCAAAUGCUGGGAUUGAAAGUUCUAUUUUAGAACAAUGGGAGGAAACAAAAGGAAGAAUGAAAAAAAUUGAUGUGCUUGAAUCAUCAAAAAUUUGAAAAAGCUUACCACAACAAUUUGCCUUUGUUAACAACUACAGAAGUUUUUAAAGCAAAAAGAAAAUUUCUAAUUUAAGGCUUAAAUACAAGGUGUGAUUGAAAUAUAUGGUGAAUAUUUAAAUUUUGAAAUAUUUAUUAUAGUAAAUAUCCUUGCCAUUAAUCCCCCUCAAACUACUCCCCUUUGCUUCAAACCCACUUACCCCAGCAUUCUUGCUACUUUCUGAAGCAGUUUAGGAAGUUCUCUUUUGUGUCUUAUGAGGUGUUAUUAAAAAUAAGGUGAAUGAUGCCACUGAGUGCUAUCCAACAGUGUCAGGCUGGUAAAAACAUUGUGGUAUGUCCUCAUUCACCAGAUUUGGCAUCAUGCAACUUAAUGGCUGUUUCCCAAAGUCAAAAUGAACAUGAGAAGUAAACAUUUUUAAUUGAGUCAGAGGCAGCCAUAACAAUGCAACUAAAAACACUCAUGACAGGACUUCCAAACUGCUUCAGAAAGUGGCAAGAAUGAUGGGAUAAGUAUGUUUGAAGUGAGGAGUAUUCUGAGGGGGAUUAAUGGCAAUGUGUCUUUAACAAAUUUAAAAGAAAAAAUUCACUAAUUUUUUAUCAUGCCGCAAUUCACUACUGUCAAUAUCUGUCCCUGUACACUGCUGUCCACAAUAGCCAAUCUUCACUACAGGCAUAAUCCUUACCUUGAGGAUAGGUUUUGGAACUCACUCUUUUUCCUCUUAUGGAAAAAACAAGACAAAUCAUUUAAAUGAAGCGACUAGGAAUCUAGUCAAACAACCUGGAAAUUAUAUGUCCAAAAUUACCACCUUUGUACUCAACUGACUUCAAAAUUUAAGAACACAUAUACAAAAAAUAUGCAAUAGAUAUUUUAACAGCAUAAUAUGCAAUAGAUAUUUUAACAGCAUAAUUUGAAUAAAAUAUGUGAAAAAACAAGUAUAACUUAAUUAAAACAUUAAAAAUAAUUUUUAACCAGUACCACAGAACAAUUUAUAAAACCUAGGUUGUCUGGCAAUUUAGAUGUCAGUGUUCCUGUUUCAAUUGGUUUGAAAGAGUCUAGAUUCUAAUCCCACUUAUUUGGAUAUUUUCCUGCUUCAACUGCAACUAUGAAUGUAAAAGUUUUUAAAUAUAUUUUCAUGAAUGUUAGUAUCAACCGAUAUUAAUAUUUAAAGCUAGAAAUUACAAUGUGGUUUUGAAUCCUAGAGUGACAAAGGAAUUUUACCCCAUUAAUAACUGAUUCUCCCUUUCAAUGUUUACUCUCUGAAUACUUGUGAAUUCAAGCAAUGGUUUUAACAGUUCUGCAUUUUAAAGGGCACCCUUGUAUUAUGCAAUACGUACUAUAAUUGAUUCUUACAUAGCUUUAAAAGGUGGUGAUCUUAAAAUAUAAAAUUUUUGUGUAAUCACACAAAAGGCCUGUUCUAGUGAUUUCCUUUGAGAUUUUUCAGUUUUCAAAAAUUGCCUACACUUAUGCUCGCUUUGGCAGUAUACAUUCUAAAAACUGCUACACUGCCAAUAAUGGUUAAAGCUUUUGCAGUUAAAAAUGUACAAUAAAUCAAUGUCAACUUUUUUUGUCCUGUCACACACCCUGCAUAUCAACAACGCUGAAACAUACUCAAGGGUCAAAAUAAUGCUAUGAAAUAUUGGCUCUCUCAAGAGUUUCAAAAUGUAAGUUAUUAAUGUUAAGUGAUCUUAAUUUUGUAAUCUAUCAAGAAUAUGGUCUAUUGAUGUGUAGUAUAUGAAAUGUGUUACAGGAAUUAGGGUGUGAUUCAGACCCUUUGACUGUCAUCUGGUCUAAUUCUUUACCUAAUGCAAUAAAACAUUCCUUCUCAGUUCCAAA